This is a messenger RNA of Mangifera indica (mango), 1833 nucleotides long. Its product is annotated as probable tetraacyldisaccharide 4'-kinase, mitochondrial. Bases 25 to 1197 code for a protein of 390 amino acids. The transcript has 8 exons. Gene Ontology annotation, biological process: lipid A biosynthetic process. Lineage: Eukaryota; Viridiplantae; Streptophyta; Magnoliopsida; Sapindales; Anacardiaceae. The record is from RefSeq and is a predicted model, not a curated record. Gene Ontology annotation, molecular function: lipid-A 4'-kinase activity; ATP binding.
CUCCUCGUCACUUUUCCGUUUGCAAUGGAGAGACUAAGAGCACUGGUGAACGAAAUCGCCUACGCUCAGGACCACGCUAAGCUCAGUCCUCUCCAAUCAUCUAUCGUUCCCUUGCUCUCCUUUGCUUCUUCUCUCUACAGCGUCACUCUCUCCCUUCGUCGUUCUCUCUACCACUUCGGCUUCUUCUCCAAGCACAGACUGGCAGUACCAGUGAUUAGUGUUGGGAACUUGACAUGGGGAGGCAAUGGGAAGACACCAAUGGUUGAGUUUAUAGCACACUCUUUAGCUGAUUCUGGGAUUUCACCUCUUAUUCUUACCAGGGGUUAUGCUGGUGGGGAUGAAGCUAGAAUGCUUCAGAGGCAUCUCCUUGGGAGACCUGUUAAGAUUGGUGUAGGUGCAAAUCGGGCGGCUACAGCUGCUUCUUUCUUUGAAAAAUAUGGUUAUGUUGAUCCUCGUGGUUGUAGAUUCUCCCAGAGAAUUAACAUUGAAGAGAAAGUGGGGGAUCAUCUCAAAUCAGAACAAAUUGCUGUUGUAAUUCUAGAUGAUGGAAUGCAGCACUGGAGCUUGUCGCGUGAUCUGGAAAUUGUAAUGGUUAAUGGGUUAAUGCGAUGGGGAAACCAUCAAUUACUACCACUUGGCCCUUUAAGAGAACCUUUGAUGGCUCUCAAACGAGCAGAUGUUGCUGUGGUUCAUCAUGCAGACUUGAUAUCGGAACAAAAUCUCAAGGAUAUUGAGUCAGAGAUUCGAGAAAUUAGGAAUUCUCUUCCAAUUUACUUCACAAGAAUGGCUCCCUCAUGCUUCUUUGAAGUGGAAAAUGUCAACUCUGAAAUACCUUUGACGACAGUGUGUAAUUCUGUUCUAUUAUGUGUUUCUGCAAUUGGAUCUGCUGAUGCUUUCGCACAGGACCUGAGGAAGUUAGGAGCGCAUUAUGUUGACCGAGUUGAUUUUAGUGACCAUCACUUAUUUCAGGCAAAGGACAUUGAGAUGAUCAGGAAGAAGCUUGGAGAACUUGAGGUCAGGUUCAACUCCAAGCCGAUCGUUGUUGUGACGGAAAAGGAUUAUGAUCGAGACUCUGAGGUUUUGAAGCAUUUGCAGCCGUUUAAAGUUCUGGUUCUAUGUUCUAAAUUACAAAUCAUGCCUCACAGAGGAUGCUCCGAGGAUAGCUUCAAGAAAUUGUUAAAGGAAUAUCUGGAAUAAUUAUAGGUAAAAAAAAGCUCUGCAUACACCUCAUACAUGCAUAAUGUCUUCAUAAAAUUUGUUUUCUGUGGGGUGGGUAGGAAUGUAAUGGAUAACAUCAGUCAUUAUCUGAUCAGUAACAUUUUUCCAUGGCAAAAGUAGAAAAAAAAAAAAAAAAAGCUUAAAGACAAUGGGGCCUGAGUCCUGAUAUAUACCAAGACUAGGAAGUUUCUUAAGAUUAUAAAAUCAAGACCAUUAUAUAUAUAUGGAGACAAGUGAACGUAAUAAUCUGAAAUUGAGCCGAUUUGAUUUAAAUGUUUUUUUUUGGGGUGUAUUUUUGGCUUAUGCACGAAUUUGCAGCUGAGAAAGUUGGGUUGCCAACUUCACCUCCACAUCUUUCCCUUAAAUCCAACUAAAAUAAGGCCCCAUUAUUCCUCAAUGGUGUCAACUUUGCCUCUGGAGGUGGAGGCAUCUUCAAUGGAUCUGAUCAAGCUCUUGUAAGUCGCAAACAAUUUUAUAAAAUUCUUCUAUCCCAUCUUGUUGAAAUAAGUAGGGGUGUAUCCAAAGUGAACUGGCUCGGAUUGAAUGUACAACUUGAUUCCUUUGUAUAUUUAAUAACAUUGUUUAUCCUAUUGUUAAAAUUAUUCGUUUCACCAA